AUGGACAGCGAUAAUGAUUUAGACGAUGAUUAUAAUGAUUUUACGAAUUUAGGACACUGGUGCUACAAAAUAGUGUGGGAAUAUCAACCUCUCGAAUCCACGCGCGAGGACCAGAGCCCAGAGUUUAAACGUUCUAUCAUAAGAGCUAGUAGCAAUAUACUUCUGAUCCGCGGAGACAUCAACCGCCAUAACUUUACCAUCAUGCCCUUGAAGAGUCUUAAGCGGCUGCCAAGUUUUAUUCGACCAGAUCUUGGCAUGUCCAUCGCCCUUCUGAAACUUAACAUCGGAAAGGAGAUUAGUGUGAGCGGGAAUCGAGUACAAGCAAGUCCGUUUCCUCAAGUCCCAAAUUUUGCAAGUAUUAUCAUCACUGGCAGUGACAAUUUGAAACCCGUUUGGAGAAAAAUCAAUCCCGAAGAUGCUCUUGGAGUGUCCGUCCAUGAACAUGAUACACCUUCCGGUCCUCAAAUCCCAGACACGGCCAAACGCGUCAUGGCCUCCAGUAGCAGCAACACUCCCGUCGACCUGAAAGCUGAUGCAGUGGACAGCUUUCGCGUGACCUUCCUGGUGAAGAACUUCCUCCUGCUGCUCCAGGUCCCAGAGCCUCCAGGAAGCGUCGUGGCAGCAAGUGCCCAGGAAUCUUCCGGAGGGAUGAAACGCAAUCCUGGAGACGCGUUUGUCGUGGCCCUCCAGGUCAGCUAG
Messenger RNA from Cotesia congregata, 699 nucleotides. NCBI's taxonomy places the organism in Eukaryota, Metazoa, Arthropoda, Insecta, Hymenoptera, Braconidae. The record is from the annotation of a GenBank genome assembly.